Messenger RNA from Cicer arietinum (chickpea), 560 nucleotides. Its product is annotated as protein neprosin-like. The record is from RefSeq and is a predicted model, not a curated record. NCBI's taxonomy places the organism in Eukaryota, Viridiplantae, Streptophyta, Magnoliopsida, Fabales, Fabaceae.
AAAUAAGUAGCCGCGAAUUACAAAUCAACAAACCUGCUGCCAAAACAAUCCAGAGCCCUGAUGGUGAUAUUAUAGAUUGUGUUAUGUUUCAUAAACAACCAGCUUUUGAUCAUCCUCUCUUGAAAGGACAUAAAUUAUUGAAUCCUCCAAAAAUUCCAAGAAAGCACAACCAAACGAGAAUUUUGAACAACAAAUUUCAAUUGUGGAGUUUAUCUGGUGAGACAUGCUCUGAAGGAACAAUUUCAAUUAGAAGAACAAAAGAAAAAGAAAUAUUAAGAGCUACGUCUAUUAGAAAAUUGGGAAGAACAUUCAAUAUUAUACAAAAGGAUAGCAUUAACAAUGGACACGAGUAUGCAAUUGGGGCCGUGACUGGGGAUGCGUUCUAUGGAGCAAAGGCUACCAUUAAUGUGUGGGCCCCACAUGUAGAAACUAACCCACCAGAAUUUAGCUUGGCUCAAAUAUGGAUCGUCGCUGGUACAUUUGGAACAGACCUCAAUUCCAUUGAAGUUGGUUGGCAGGCAUGUUAACUACUCUCAUUCUUAUACUUUUCACAUUUUUUA